GGCGCGGGCGCGAGGCCGUGCCUUCCCCCACAGGCCGGGGGUACCACACAGCCCUUCCGCAGUACCCCGGCCCGGGGGAUGCCCCUGGGGUGGGGGCGGGGCCCCCAGGGCCGCGCACCCAAGGUCUGGCACGUCACCAUGCCGGAUCCCGGCGAUGUGCGGAAACCCAAAUGUAAGAGAGAGAGGAGGAAGAAUGGAGGCCGGGAGACCCCGGCGGGGGGCACGAGGGGACGGGCGCGCGCCGUGCCCGGCGGAGAUGGAUGGCCUUCUGAACCUGCGCGGCCCUCCAAGGCGGCGCGGUCCAGGGUCCCAGCCCUCACCUCCCCUCGGCCCCUGGUCACCCCUGUCCCUCCCCCACCUCAGGAUGCGGCUGGGCCGCCGGGCCCUCUAUGCGCUAGUCCUGCUGCUCGCCUGCGCCUCGCUGGGACUCCUGUACGCCAGCACCCGAGACGCGCCAGGUCUCCCCAACCCUCUGGCCUUGUGGUCGCCCCCACAAAGCCCCCCGAGGCUCGACCUGCUAGACCUUGCCCCUGAGCCCCGCUACGCACACAUCCCGGUCAGGAUCAAGGAGCGAGUGGUGGGGCUGCUGGCUCAGAAGAAUUGCAGUUGUGAGUCCAGGGGAGGGCGCUUGGCCUUGCCAUUCCAGAGACAGGUUCGGGCGGUUGACCUCACUAAAGCCUUCAACCCUGAGGAGUUGAGGGCCGUUUCUGUCGCCAGGGAGCAGGAAUACCAGGCCUUCCUUGCCAGGACUCAGUCCCUGGCUGACCAGCUGCUCAUAGCUCCUGCCAACUCCCCCUUGCAGUAUCCCGUGCAGGGUGUGGAGGUUCAGCCUCUCAGGAGCAUCCUGGUGCCAGGGCUAAGCCUGCAAGAAGCUUCUGUUCAAGAGGUCUAUCAGGUGAACCUGACCGCCUCCCUAGGCACCUGGGACGUGGCAGGGGAAGUGUCUGGAGUGACCCUGACCGGAGAGGGGCAGCCAGACCUCACCCUCACCAGCCCAGGUCUGGAUAAACUCAACCGGCAGCUGCAACUGGUCACUUACAGCAGCCGAAGCUAUCAGGCCAACACGGCAGACACAGUCCGCUUCUCCACCAAGGGGCAUGAAGUUGCCUUCACCAUCCGCAUAAGACACCCUCCCAACCCCCGGCUGUACCCACCUUCAUCUCUACCCCAGGGAGCCCAGUACAACAUCAGUGCUCUGGUUACCAUCGCCACCAAGACCUUUCUUCGCUAUGAUCGGCUACGGGCACUCAUUGCCAGCAUCCGACGCUUUUACCCUACGGUCACCAUAGUCAUCGCUGACGACAGCGACCAGCCCGAGCGCAUUAGCGACCCCUACGUGGAGCACUAUCUCAUGCCCUUCGGCAAGGGCUGGUUUGCAGGGCGGAACCUGGCCGUGUCCCAGGUGACCACCAAAUACGUGCUGUGGGUAGACGACGACUUCGUGUUCACGGCGCGCACGCGGCUGGAGAAGCUGGUGGACGUGCUGGAGAGGACGCCUUUGGACCUGGUAGGGGGCGCCGUGCGGGAGAUCUCGGGCUUCGCUACCACCUACCGGCAGCUGCUGAGCGUGGAGCCGGGCGCCCCAGGCCUUGGGGGCUGCUUCCGGCAGAAGCGCGGCUUCCACCACGAGCUCGUCGGCUUCCCAAGCUGCGUGGUCACCGACGGCGUGGUCAACUUCUUCCUGGCGCGCACGGACAAAGUGCGUGAGGUGGGCUUCGACCCUCGCCUCAGCCGGGUGGCACAUCUGGAAUUCUUCCUGGAUGGACUGGGUUCCCUUCGUGUUGGCUCCUGCUCCGAUGUUGUUGUGGACCAUGCCUCGAAGGUGAAGCUGCCAUGGACAUCAAAGGGCGCAGGGGCUGAAACCUAUGCCCGCUACCGUUACCCAGGAUCACUGGACCAGAGUCAGCUGGCCAAACAUCGCCUGCUUUUCUUCAAACACCGGCUGCAGUGCAUGACUGCUGAGUGACUGAUUCGGGCCUUCCCACUGUCAGGCUGGGCCUGCCUCCUCUUCCCUGCCAGGAAUUCCCAGCAACCCCUCCAACCCCUGAGCACUGAUGAGCACCCUGCCUUCCCGGCCCUCUUUCCACCAGUCUGAUCCCUAACAGGGGCUUGUCCUGGUGACACCCUUCCUUUCUAUGAGUGAACAGAGGCCUGAUGAGCCUCUCCUCACCACAGCCAGUGCCAAGUCUUCCCCCAACCCCAUUCCUAUGGGGCAGGAGUGGGGGGUUCACUUUCCAAGUGCCAAAGAGCCCGGAAGGACUCUAAGACCCUAAAGUGGAAACACUCUCACCUCCUGAGGGGGCAGAAAAACUCCCAAUGUGCAGCCGCAGGGAUGUGUCCCCCCCCCCCAGCUCUGGAUCCAGAACCGCGUGUACCGGCUCCAACACACCCCACAGAAAGCACUGUGACUGGAGUUCUGUGGGGCUGGUGAACACACGGUGAAAGCCA
Molecule: messenger RNA, 2448 nt
Organism: Meriones unguiculatus (Mongolian gerbil)
Lineage: Eukaryota; Metazoa; Chordata; Mammalia; Rodentia; Muridae
Gene: B4galnt1
Product: beta-1,4-N-acetyl-galactosaminyltransferase 1
Exons: 10
Coding region: 155-1966 (603 amino acids)
Biological process (GO): ganglioside biosynthetic process
Cellular component (GO): Golgi membrane
Molecular function (GO): hexosyltransferase activity
Source: RefSeq, a predicted model, not a curated record